This is a messenger RNA of Diprion similis, 1968 nucleotides long. RefSeq lists its product as uncharacterized. Gene Ontology annotation, cellular component: extracellular region; cell surface. Gene Ontology annotation, molecular function: signaling receptor binding; calcium ion binding. The record is from RefSeq and is a predicted model, not a curated record. The transcript is spliced from 10 exons. NCBI's taxonomy places the organism in Eukaryota, Metazoa, Arthropoda, Insecta, Hymenoptera, Diprionidae. Gene Ontology annotation, biological process: anatomical structure development. The coding region runs from base 164 to 1354 and encodes 396 amino acids.
UCGAAUUUGGCGGCAUAAAACUCGUCGAUUCCACAAUCAGGAGCAAAGACGGUUUAGGAACCGGAAAUUCUCGCGUUCGCCAGGCGGGGCGGAAAUGCGGUGACCACGUCUCAAGGCUCUCAGUUUUCCGAAACGCGAAAUAGGAAGAAUAGAAUCCAGCAAGAUGAAGAGGAUCGCAGUCUUCCGUCUUCUCGUCGUCGUCAUCGGGGCCUCAUUCGUGGCUGCCGACUAUCAGGAGUCCCGGGGGCCCGAUUCCAAUCGGUUUCCGGAAGUAGGCGAACCUCGCUGGCCGCCCUUGACCUUCCGGCACGCUUCGCGGGCCCAGCAUCACCCCCAUGAGUCCCAAACCGUGAGGAAGUGGCGCGGUGGAAUUAGCAACGCCGACCAGACGGGGCCUCAGCGACUUGUGGCCCUCGCUUCUGCGGAGUUCGCCGGAACUCGGGCCGUCGCUUAUGGGGACUUGGACCAUCAUCGUCCGGCCCAUCAGCAGAGGAACGUUUUUUCCCAGGGGAACCAGCAGCCCGGAUACACCAGGCACCAUUCUGGGCGGAGAGUUUGCUCUAAACAAGCACCAACAUCGGUCACUCAUCAUCUGCACCGAGGACGUCAAGUAAGACUGCUCUUCGUGGAACCCCAGAGCAAGUUCUCGUGCUGCCCAGGAUGGACUCAAGUGACUCGUCUCAGUUUCGGCUGCAACAAGCUUGCUUGCCCCGCGUGUAUGAAUGGCGGAACCUGCGUUGCCUCAGGAAUAUGCAGCUGCCCGAAACAAUUCACAGGAAAACAAUGCCAAAUUGACGUCGACGAAUGCGUAACCGAAAAACCAUGCGCCCAACUCUGCCAAAACACUUUCGGAGGCUACCAGUGCUUCUGCCGAGCCGGUUAUCAGCUCCGAUCGGAUGGGCAGUCCUGUCAUAAAAAUGGUAGCGACGACACAGCUUUCGAAGCUCGUGAUCUCGAGGCUGACUACAGAACGACGACGAUUAGGACAUCCAGUAUUCCACAAGACACAGAAAACGAUGUUGGCGACAGGGACUUUGACACAGAUUACGAAUUCAUUUUGAAACGACUCACCAAACUUGAGAAGCUAGUUUCCCGGAGUAAACGGCGAGACGCUGGGGCAACGGAGAUGAGUGCCAAAAUAAAUCUUGCUAUGGAAAACAUGGGGGAUGUAAAGAGGGCCGUUGAAAGCCUGCGGCUCAUGCAGCAAGAAAUAUACGAGCUGCGAAACAGGUUGACUAGUUUUGAACGAGAGUCAAGAAAGAUAGAACACAUCGCGAAUCGCGUAACAGACCUUGAGUCCAGGUUCAGGAUAAACUGUGGAGCUUUCGACGGAAAUGGUAGAAGAAUUUGUUGAAGAGAUAAAGAUCAACGCGUGGAAAUCGCACCACGACCUAUAUUUUUUACAACGCUUUCGUGGAUACAUUACGCUAUUAUAUCCAAUGCAUAUGACAUUGCAAAAGUUUUCAAAUAAUAUUUUCGCGACCUCCGAUCGUGAGAUUAUGCAAUUCCUCACGACUUUUUGCACUUAAGUCAAUCCCAGUUUCGACAUCUCACUUUCAUUCUAAAACCUAUUUAAAAGAAAAUCAGCGAAAGAAUUGGAAUUGUUUAAGCAAACGUGUUUUGUCGUCUAAUUUUGAUACGUGAACAUAUUAAGAAAAACAACCAGCGAGUGAAAGUUGGUAAAAUUAAGUAGAAGAAUAAAUAACCGGAAUGAAAUACGACCAAAUAUUAAGACUAUCGAUUUUUUACUCUUAAUGUUUGUGACACUUUUGGAUCGAUGAUUUGAUGAACUGUUAUUUCUUUCUAGGGGUUAUCAAUACCAUUAUGGUAAUAUUUGAAUUGUUUUCUUGCGUGUGUAUAUCGAGGCAGAAAAUGAAUCCACGCCGGAUUUAACGUAAACAGAUUAUUGAGGUGAGCCAGUAGCGACGUAAUCUUUAAGAGGUCAGUUAUAACCCCGUCAGUUUCGUU